This is a messenger RNA of Microplitis demolitor, 2649 nucleotides long. Its product is annotated as nuclear RNA export factor 2. Gene Ontology annotation, cellular component: nucleus; cytoplasm. The transcript has a single exon. NCBI's taxonomy places the organism in Eukaryota, Metazoa, Arthropoda, Insecta, Hymenoptera, Braconidae. The record is from RefSeq and is a predicted model, not a curated record. Bases 155 to 1723 code for a protein of 522 amino acids. Gene Ontology annotation, molecular function: RNA binding; protein binding. Gene Ontology annotation, biological process: poly(A)+ mRNA export from nucleus.
GUUGUUAUUAUUAAUUGUGUUAUUUUGAUUUUAAAUAACCUUAAGAGUAGACAGUGUUUACAAAAAUUAUAAGACUCAAAAUAUUAUUGUUCAAGAAGACUAAAAAAAAAUUUGUAUUGAUGGUAAUUAGCUAAUAUAAUUAAUUAAUAAAACAAUGCAAAGCAACAUACCUUUGACACCGGUCCAAUUGGACGUAUCAUCAGCACUGAAAUUGAUAAAAAACGAUGGGAUGUUCAAAGAACGCACACUGAUGGCCCGCAAUGACGCCUGGCACAGAAUAAAAAUUCUCCAUGGAAGUAAAUAUGACAAAGAAUUUGUACUAAAGUCCAUUCUUACCGCAGUCGAACCAGCUGACCUGAUACCUGUGCGUUAUCAGUCAAUAGGCGUAGACGACACCUGUUUCAUUGCACGAAACUGCGGUCCAGCAAUCGAGAAAUUAUGCAAAAAUAAUUUGAUUAUCAAGAUUCCCAACAGCGAUCCACUGAUUCUCGUGAUAACACUCGCGUUUGCAUCAAUACAGGACCUGAAAGUAGCGAUUCAGCCGCUGCUGAUAGCAUCCUUGACCAAAAGGUACGAUGCCGCGAAGAAAAGUUUGAAUUUAAAAAAUUUCCACCGUCAUGAAGACAUCGCCAAACAUGUCUACUGUCCACUGUCACAAACGCGUACCUUCAGUCAUGUUUUGAAACUGACCAAAACCGCUCUUGCGUCAUUUGAAUCCCUGAAUCUCCAGAACAACGACCUAGCCUGUCUAGCUGCGUUGGAAAGUCCCAUCUUGUCGUCAUUAAAAAAUCUUGAUUUGAGGAACAACAGUUUGAUGGGCAUUGAAACUCUCACCCCGCUACGGUCAUUGGAGAUAACAGAGCUCUGGCUUGAUGGUAAUCCGCUCUGUGAAAAUUAUUCCAGUGCUUCCCAGUACAUUGAGUCAGUCAAAAAAUACUGUCCCCAUUUGCUGAAACUUGAUGGCAUUGACCUGGAAAAUCAAAAUAUUCCACCGACUGUUGAAAACUAUUUUCCUAAUCGGAAUGUUGAGAAUUUGGUAAAACAAUUCGCGUAUCAUUUUUUUAUAAUUCAUGACCAGAUGGACAAGUCAACCCUGCGGGGUCUGUAUCACAAGCGGGCUUUAUUCUCACUUACUUUGAACAUAAACUCGGGAACUUCUAGGAAAAAUCUCGGGGCGUAUAUGAGUGACAACAGAAAUAUGGCAAAUCAGUCAGAUCUAACAAGGAAUCGUGAUUUGCUGUAUCUCGGACCGGAUGAAAUAAUCGGCGCACUGAAAAGACUCCCUCGUUGUCUUCAUGAUAGAACGUCAUUUAACUAUGACGUUAUUUUUGACGGUCGCGGUACUGUUGCUGUCACCGUGAAUGGCCACUUCAAGAUAGUUAACUCUGGUGGGCAAAUCCUGUCAUUCAAUCGAACCUUUAUUUUAAUGGCACAACCGGAUGAUGAAUUUGUUAUUGUCAAUGAUCAGUACCACGUGGACACCAGUAUCACACGUCCGAUUUCACCGAAUUUUGAAAAAAGACUGGCUGAAGACACUCAUGAACUGACGAGCAUGAGUCCAAGGGAAAAAAAUGAAAUGGUUGAGAAACUGAUAAAUGUCACGACCAUGAACAGAGAGUGGGCCUUUAAAUUUUUGGAAGAAACCAGGUGGGAAUUGAAACGCGCGAUCAUCAACUUCAUCAACGCCUACAGCUCUUCCAUGCUACCUAAGGAUGCAUUUUGAUUUUUUUUUUAUUUAUUUUUUCUAUUGAUAAUUUAAUUUUUUUAUACCUGAUGUAAAUAUAUAUAAGUGUAUGAUUAAAGAUAUUUUGAUAAGUUAUGAAUGGGAUUCUCAAUCAGUGACCCUCACUUUUUAAAAUAUUCAAUGACUUUUAACUGCCAUAAGUUAAUUAAAAUUUUGUUAAUAAAUCAAAAAAAAAUUCCAACAUUAAUCGGGAGAAUAGACGAGGUUGCAAUUUUGCAGAGACAGAAUUUUAAAAAAAUUACUUACAGUUGUCAUCAAUUAGGAGUCAAACGAAAUUUGGAAAAUAAAUUUUAGUCUACGAAAUUAAAAAAUUCGAAUUAUAAAAUUGACAUGAAGUUUUACUAAAAUUUAUUUAACUCCUAAUUGAUGACAACUGUAAGAAUUUUUUUUUAAUUCUCCUUUUUUCAAGUAAUGCUUCAAUGUUUUUUUUAAUUAAUUAAUAAAAUUUUAAUACACUAAUGACAGUUAUUUAAAAUUUUGAAAAAGUGGAGAGUAUUUUCUAAGAAUGCCUUUAAUUGAAAAAUUACUUACACUUGUCAUCAAUUGGUUGAACGAAAUUUGUAAAUAAAUUUCAGUAAAAUUUUGAUGUCAAUUUUAUAAUUCGAAAUGUCAAAUUUUGUAGGCUAAAAUUUAAUAAAAUUCGUUUAGUUCUCAAUUGAUGACAAUUGUAAUUAAUUUAAAAAAAAAUUUAAUACAACAGCUCAAGGUCAUUAAAUAUUUUAAAAGGGGGAAUUAAUUCCUUAAUUAAGGGCACUGUCUGAGAAUGCCUUUAAGUAAACAGUAAUAAUAAAUUUUGUAAUAACUGUAAUAAAUUAUAAAAAAUACCCAAUUAACUUUUUUUAUCUUGCUACCGAUCUUUUCUAAACUAGAUAAAUUAUUAAAGCCAGUAGUUUAUCAAAAGAGAU